Messenger RNA from Schistocerca americana (American grasshopper), 5615 nucleotides. Its product is annotated as nuclear RNA export factor 1-like. The transcript is spliced from 16 exons. Gene Ontology annotation, molecular function: RNA binding; protein binding. The record is from RefSeq and is a predicted model, not a curated record. Gene Ontology annotation, biological process: poly(A)+ mRNA export from nucleus. NCBI's taxonomy places the organism in Eukaryota, Metazoa, Arthropoda, Insecta, Orthoptera, Acrididae. Bases 457 to 3054 code for a protein of 865 amino acids. Gene Ontology annotation, cellular component: nucleus.
AGUGCUUCUCGUGAAGUAUAUACAAAUCAAAUAACGGCAUAUGAAUCAGGGUAGUUUCUGGGGGGGGAAUCUAAAUUAAAUGUAGGAAAAAAAAAUAGGGAAGUCAUCAUUGGACCGAAGUCUAAAAACAAAAGUAUCAAUUAACCUAUGGGCGGCGUGGCGGACAGCAGAUUGCAGUUGUUCUCAAGUUGUAAACAAUUCUGAGGUAAACAGAAGGGCAGUUGUACAAUACUGAAUGAAUCAGUUUUUAAUGCCGAGGUGGAAGAACUAUCUCACAGUUUGCUUAAUUUUGCACGGUGAGCGGGGAAAGAAUUCAGCGUGCUAUUAUUGCUGUGUGUUUGUGCGUUGUAAAAUUCCUGCUGAAGGUGUGUAGGUUUGAACUGUGAUUUUCCCGCGGAAAUGAGGCGAAUGUGAUCAGAUACAAAAGUUGUAGAAGGACGUUGUAUUGAAGUGGCGAUGGGGAGGAAGAGGAAGGCGAAAAGGCUUGAGGACAAUCAAGGAAUUCACCCUGUCACCGCUGAUUUCAACCAUGAAAUGAAAUCUGUCAAGAAUGUGCAGAGCUCUGGCAAUAACAUACACAGACCUGGCACGAGUGUACAUAGCCCUGCCACGAAUGUUUCCUUCCAGCAACCGAUCGCGCCGGCAAAUCCGAAGAAGAAAAAGAAGCCAAAGCAGAAAACGCAGGUCACCGGGAAGAAUAUUCAGCAGCUGGCAACACAGUCUGCUCACACACCGAUGUUCCAGUCAUUGGUGCCGUAUCCUCCUCCGUCAGUAUUUGCGCCUUUCACAUCUGGAGGAGCAGGUAUAGCUGGAAAUUACAUGGAAGUGCCUAUGGGGAAGAAAAAGAAGAAGAAACCAAAGAGACUUAAUAAGGGGAUUCACCCUGUCACCACUAACUUCAACCAUGUAAUGAAAUCUGGGAAGAAUGGACCAAGCCCUGGCAACAAUGUACAAAGCUCUGGUACGAAUGUGUGUGCCCAGCGACCAAUAGUGCAGCAAAAUCCAAAUGAGAAUCAGCAGGUAAAGCCAACGAACAACACACAGCCCACUGGGAAGAAUAUUCGGCAGCUGGCAUUGAAGUCAGCUCACACAGCAGUGCUUCAGUCUAAGGAAAAAGCACAGACCCCUGGGAAGAAUGUUCAACAGCUGGCUUCGCAGUCACAUCACACACCUGUAAUGCAGUCUUCAGUGUCAUGCCAAAAUUCAUCAGCAACUGUGCCGAGCACAUCUGGAGCCGCAGGAAAUGCAGUAGCCCCGAAACAAGGGACAGACGUGGACCUUACAGAUGAUGUGAUAGUGGUGGAAUAUACAAAAGAGGUGGUACUUGUGGACCUUACGAAUGAUGACACAGAGGAGGACAGUACAAAGGAAAGGACAGGGGUGGAUAGUACAAAUGAAAGGAGUGAGGUGGACAGUAUGAAUGAAAGGACAGAGGUGGACAGUAGGAAUGAAGUGAUAGAGGUGGACAGUAUGAAUGCUGCCUGCUUACUCACUGCAAGACCCGGUAUUCUGUCAGGUACCAAACCCGACAUCUGGCAUAAAGCUACCGUGAAACAAACUGUGGAUGACAGAGUAGCUGUUCUUAAUGCCAUCAACCGGCACAUUUCUCCGCUGAGGCUUAUUCCAUAUUUUUUUCACAUGGAAGAUGGACAUAUAACAUUCCUAGUGAAUAACUGCAGUACUUCCCUCAUUGCAUUGUUCAAAAAGAACCUUAAAGUGCCAUACAUGUCUACUGAGAUUGAAUUGAAAGUCCAGCUUCAUGCCAAGAAAAUGAACCUCUCUGCAAUUUUGCAGAGAAUUAUUAGCAAAAGGCUCAGUUCUGAGAAAACAGUUUUAGACCUCUCAUACCUGGCUAGCAUACCUGAAUUUCAGCAAGUGAUGUACGACCCAUCAGAUACCUCUCAUUUACAGCAGCAGUUGCUGAAAAUGGCACAGGAAAUGGCCCCGAACCUCGUCAGCCUCAGUCUGGCAGGAAACAACCUGUUGUCGCUGAAGCAUCUCGCCGGUCUCUUUGUCAAAAACAGCAAAUGGAAGUCAAUAAAAGUAAUUGAUGUGACUGACAACAAGAUUAAGACAUUUUCUGAACUGGUGAUCUUCAAGUCUUUACCUGUCACGGAAUUGUACUUGCAUAAAAAUCCUUUCUGUGGGAAUUAUAAAGAAGAACAGAUUUACACAAGCGUUGUCAGAGCGAACUUCCCCCAUCUCAUUAAAUUGGAUGGGACUUACGUUCAGAGCGUGUUGCACUUGCCACAGUGGCGGCCGAAUUACAUUUUGUGGAGCAGCCACGGUAACUCAGCUGAGCUGGCUGACCAGUUUAUCGAGCACUUUUUCACACUGUACGAUGGUGAAGAUCGGACUUGGCUUUGGGAUCUGUACCAUGAGGAUGCCUACUUCUCUCUCUCUAGCACGUAUCUUCCUGGACAGAGCACGGCAACCAGUGCGAGGCUGAGCUCCUACCUAACAGAGUGCCGUAAUCUCUUACACAAAUCUAAUAAACAGAAACUUCAGGCCGCACUGUGCCAUGGUGCGGAGAGAGUUCUCGCAAAACUUGAGAAGCUACCACGGACUCAACACGACCCUUACUCCUUCACUGUGGAUCUGCUACAUCAUUCUGACACAAGUGCUAUAUUGACUGUUACGGGUGUCUUCAGAGAGCAAAACCGAAUACAAGACAUAUCACCUCGACAUUUUAUGCGCACCUUUGUCCUCGUCAGCUUAUCAGAUAACGAAUACCAGAUAAUUAAUGACAUCAUGUAUGUAACAAAUGCGGCAACCGCAGAGGCAGAGGAUGCAUUUAGGUACAUGAAGCCAUGUACAAACCAAAAGAAAAUUACACCACUGAAACGAAUAACGCAAGUGACGGAGCGUGAGAAAAAUUCCAUGGUACAAGAGUAUUCUCAACUUACUAACAUGACAGUUUCUUGGUCACGCACGUGCCUGAAUUUGGCAGGCUGGAAUCUAAAAGAAGCCCUUGAGAAAUUUAUGGAACUAUACAAAGCAGGCAAAAUUCCAGCAAAAAGAUUCAAUAAAUUAAAAGCAGCAGCAAAAUUUUAAAAGCGAGAAAUCUUUUGACCCUCAUCAAGUACCUGUGUCUGUAUAGUGUUUGAAGCAGCUACUGAGUAAAAUUGCAUCCUUUGUGAAAUUGGUAAUUGCUGUAGCUGCACCAGCACUAUUGCAGAAAAAGCUGAUGCAAGUUAGUUUUGUGAGUGGUCAGUGAAGGUGCAUCAGCAGCAAAAAGUGUGCUGAGAGCAGUCAAAAAGAAAAUUCAAGUUAAGAAAACUCUUAAAUUAUGAGACGGAGUUGCUUGGUGGUACUGAGGUUGUGAAAUAUUUAUAUUGCUGAUACACACACACACACACACACACACACACACACACACACACACACACACACACAAAUAAAAGUUUGUGGCACUGUACACGCUUUUGGAAUUAAUGGGGAAAUAUUAGUGCCUUCCUUGGGAACUCAAGACAGCUAGGUGGGGGAAAAUUACAAAAAAGGCCAGCUCGCUCAAGACACCCAGGUGAGAUGAAUGACCAGGUUGUCGAGGAUGUAUCUUCAGUGUUCAACUGAAACACUCUUUAUCUAGGUAAGGAAUGUUGUGGCAGAGUGUAAAUAAUUUAGGAGCAAAGGAGACAACUCACCAAAUAGUAAAAGUGUUGAGUCAUUAGGCACACGAGAAAGAAUGAAAACUUUGCUAGCUAUUGAAACAUCCUUUAAUGAGCUGGAUCAGGGAGUUGUAACAGGUAGGGUGGGUAGAGGGAGAAGGGACUGGAAAGUGGGAGGAGGCAUCGGGAAAGGUUGCCUGACAACUCAGAGGUAGGCAGCAGGUGUGUCGGAUAGGAAUGAGAAACACAGGCAGUGAUGCCAGUGACUUGGAGGAGUGGAGUAGAAGGGGUGACAGGGCGGAGGAAGGGGAACUGUCGGGUAGAGGAUGUGGGUGCAGUGAGAUAGCGGAGAUUAUGAAAUUACGGGAACAGAGGAUGUGUCACAAAGAUAACUCCCAUCUGUGUAGUUCAGAAGCAAGAGCAGAGUUGACCACCCAGUAGUGGAAAGCUAUGCUGACCACAACACACUUUAGUUCAAUUGCUGCUUCACAACCAUCGCUUCCCCCUGGCACCAGUUUUUUUUAACUAUAAAUAUGGAAGUUAUCUUUGCAACACAUCCUUCAUUCCAUAAUCCCCCUGGCCUCAAUCUCCCCUAUCUCAAUGCACACACUGCCUCUACCCAACAAGCUCUGUCCUAUCAACCCUCCAAAUCCUCUCCUCCACAUCAUCGGCAUCAUCCACCCCACCAACUCACUCACUUCCAGCGUCCGUGUGUCUCAUUCCCAUCUCCACCCUUGCGUCAGCCACCCUUCCCCAACCCUCCUCGCACUUUCCAUCCCUUUUGUCCAUCUGCCUGUUCCACUCAACACAACACAACACUUCACUCCAGUCAACCUGCCAAUCUGCAGCCCAAUACUGUGAUUGCAGUCAACCGGCACAAUAUGUGAGGGGAGGGUUGUCCGAAAGCUAGUAGUGUUUUCAUUCUUUUUUGUGUGCCUGUCAAUGACUCAAUGCCUGUGUGAUUCAAUGAGUUGUCUCCUUUCCUCCUAAAUUAUUUACAUCUCUCUUCAACUAACUUUGACCAGUGUGCCUUGCUAAUGCCAGUGGACAUCCAACUUUCAAUAACUCCAUGGCAGUCGUAGCUCUGAUAACAGACGUUCCCUCACAGCAGAUAAAAUCAGUAGAGCCAUUGAGCUCACAAUUUACACUAAAUUGCAGUAAGACAACACAAGUCUUAAGACAACUCAAGUUUAUUAACCAAACUGGUGUCACCUGACGUCGCUUUGGCUUUGUAACUUACAGAACUAAAGUAUCAUUGAUUGUUCUACAAUGUUAAUUUGUUACAUGGACUAUUCAUAUUAUUAAAUUGUAUUUUAUAAAUAUGAAGUCCACAGUAGGAGGCCUUCCAGUCAUGUUUCCACGGUGUCCCGGAACUGGGCAGCUACAAGAUGCGUAUGCCUGCCUGUUGUUUGUAACUCGGCCAUACACUGUCGUUUCUCAGACACCUGGGGAUCUCUGAAACAUCAUCCAAACAAACUACUAACAGUAGCCGUUCCAGCAUAAAAUUAUUCAACAGUUAAUUACUCAGAAUAGUUAUGAAGUUAACUUACUGCAAACCGACCUCUGUUGUAUAUUAUUUCUAUGUCAUGUGUCGUACAAUUUGCAACGUAAUUUACACACAACAGGUUCAUGGCUCCCUCUCAUCCUGCAGUCUGAUAUGUUCUCCCUUUUUAAUCUCCCACAACUUAUUUCUCUCUCCUGCCCCGAGGUAAUAUCUAAUACUUCUGAAAGCUAGCAUAGUGCUGUGGACAUUUUCUUUUAUACGUGUGUAUCAACAACACUGAAUAUUUCACAUCCUGAAAGUAAAUACCAGCUAGCAUUUGUGUCUGAUAAUUUAAUGUAAUGUUCAUUAUAUUGUAUGUAAAUAAACGGUUUCUUAUGUGAAAUCAGUCUGAAAAUAAAAUCUUGAAUCAGCUAUAUUUAUUUUGUAUGUGUACAUACAAUGCUUGGCUCCCAGGAGUCUCUGUGAUAUGAAAGACAAUAAAAUAUGAAAUGUUAUGUUGCUAA